Patella vulgata (common limpet) is the source of this 1192-nucleotide messenger RNA. RefSeq names its product sodium- and chloride-dependent glycine transporter 1-like. The record is from RefSeq and is a predicted model, not a curated record. Gene Ontology annotation, biological process: sodium ion transmembrane transport. NCBI's taxonomy places the organism in Eukaryota, Metazoa, Mollusca, Gastropoda, Patellidae. The transcript is spliced from 9 exons. Bases 80 to 1192 code for a protein of 370 amino acids. Gene Ontology annotation, cellular component: membrane.
UAAUACAAACAACGCCUCUGUAUCAGUAGCUGGUUUGGUGCCAUCUAUACAAUCUUCACAAAAAUAUCUUCAUGAAAAUAUGUUAGAUUUGUCGUCAGGACUGGAUGAUACAGGACAAAUACAACCUUAUUUAGCAGGAUGUCUUCUGUUGUCAUGGAUACUAGUUGGUGUAGCUGUUUAUUGGGGACACAAUUCUUUGGGAAAGAUUGCCUUUGUUACAGGAACAUUACCUUAUGUAUUAUUAUUAGCCAUAUUUGUUGGAACUAUAACUUUACCAGGAGCUGUGAAUGGUAUCAAGAUGUUUUUGACCCCCAGAUGGCCUAUGUUAGGUAAACUUCAGGUAUGGUUAGAUGGUGCCAUGAUGGUAUUAUGUAGUAUGGGAUUAGGUACUGGUGGUAUUAUAAAUUUAUCUGGUUAUUGUCAUUUUCAUAGUGGUUGUUUCAGGAAUGCUAUGAUAACUGGUUUAUUUAGUGUAGCAGGCUGUACAUUAGCUGGUUGUUGUAUGUUUUCUAUAUUUGGAGUUUAUACAUAUACAACACAAAUACCACUACAUUCAUUGAACAUAUCAGAAACAGAGUUUGCUUUUCAAAUAUUUCCAGCAAUCAGCCAUUAUUUACAACACUCACCAGUGUGGUCGGCCAUGUUCUACCUCCUGUUAUAUAUAAGUUGUUUUGGUACCCAGAUAGUAUAUAUAAAUACAAUACAUACAGGCUUUCUAUAUAAACUUGGUGUACAUACAACUGUAUGGAAAUUAUCCAGUCUUAUCUUCUUUAUUUCAUUAUUUUAUAUAUGCGGUUUAACCACAAUUACACAGGCAGGAAUGUAUGUUAUGACAUAUCUAAAUGAGUUUGUACAUAAAUUAGCUAUACCUAUAUUUUGUUUAAUGGAAUGUGUAUUUACUACCUGGUUAUAUGGUGCUCAGAGAUUCUAUAAUAAAGUAGCAGAUAUGACUGGAUCAUCUGAUAGCCCUUUUAUAAAAUGGAUAUGGAAAGCUGUGUGUCCUCUUUCUUUAGUUGCAAUAUUAGCAUUAACAAUAGUCUGUGAUAAUUGUAUAUUGUGUAAAGCAGAAGUUGGUGGUAAAGCCUGGAUGGAACCAGUUGGUUGGUUUAUUUCUGCUCUACCAGUAUUUGUCUGUUUUAUUCCUAGUUCUGUCAAUCUCAUUACAUUCCAUGGAUCAUCAAAACAAGUAUAA